This is a messenger RNA of Exophiala xenobiotica, 1424 nucleotides long. RefSeq lists its product as uncharacterized. Bases 301 to 1218 code for a protein of 305 amino acids. The transcript has 2 exons. Lineage: Eukaryota; Fungi; Ascomycota; Eurotiomycetes; Chaetothyriales; Herpotrichiellaceae. Gene Ontology annotation, cellular component: peroxisome. Gene Ontology annotation, molecular function: trans-2-enoyl-CoA reductase (NADPH) activity. Gene Ontology annotation, biological process: phytol metabolic process. The record is from RefSeq and is a predicted model, not a curated record.
CAGACUUGACAUCACUCUUCUAUCUGAAAGUCCUACAACGAUGCUCGUAGCUCGUAAAACUGCGAUCAAUCGUUAUCAAUGAUUGGCCAAACCGCAGUCGAUCUCAGUCGGCUACAGGCCUUUGCUAGAGCCGCGCAGAAAGGCUGCAGCUCCCCGUUAUGCCUUGAGAAUCCUUCCAUGGAGAAACCUCACAAUUCUGUCUUCAGUUCCAGACUCUGCUAACUUCAGCUUGUUCGGGAUAUAGAGCUCAUCGGCACUUCUUAUAAAGCUCCUGUCUUUUUUGUGCUUCUGAGCUGCACGAUGCCUGACCCAAUGACGAUACAGGACGAGUCCGACCACUUCUCCCCCUACAGGGCGGAUGGCAAGCUCUACGGAUUUGUGUGCGUGGUCACGGGCGCAAAUAUGCCAGUGGGGUCAGCGAUCGUGACCGAGUUAGCAGCACACGGCGCAGCGUGCAUCUACGCCUGCACGACAACAGAUCAACCCUCUGGGCUGCAGAGCUCCCUCCUCAAACUCUACCCAAACACGAAGAUCAUCGACUAUCCCUACUCAAUCUCCUCGGAACAAGAUACUCUGACUUUGAUUGAUGAGGCGCUCAAUGCAUGGGGAAGACUUGACGUCUGGGUUUGCUCAUCGGGCCUGCUGGGUCCUCCUUCAAUCGAUCUUACCACUCCCGCCGACCUCCAAAAGUGCUUCGAAGCCAACAGCCUUGCUCCCUUUUUUGCCCUGAAGUACGCCCCGCACGCAAUGCAAAAGACCUCUCCGAAAGGGACUUACCCGAACGCCGCACCCAAAGAUCAGUGCUAUGGCAGUAUCAUUGUGGUCACAAGCACAGCAAGUACAUAUGGUGGUUGUUGGGGACCGUGCUACACAAUGAGCUCUCAUGCCGCGUUGGGUGUGGUACGCGCCGGUGUUGCAGUGCUCAAGGGGACAGGGGUGCGUGUCAAUGCCAUUAGUCCCGGACAAAUUGACGUCGGGGUCAGUCUGGAUGGCUUCGAUACCAAAGGCAUGAUCAACACUACACAGCUCCCGCCUGCAGCCUUACAGAGUCCUUCUGCCCAGAAACAGAACAUCGGGUUGGAGAGAGCAGGACGACCAGCUGAGGUUGCGAGAGUUGCAGGUUUUCUGGCAUCUGGGUUCAGUAGCUACAUUACAGGCGCUAACAUGGUAGUCGACGGCGGGGCGAGCGUCAUGUGCCCAUUGAUGGUGCCAAUAUAGGAGGGAAAGCAAAGGUGAAGUAGUAAGUUUGAGGAUUGCACUUGUCUACUUCCUUGUCUUGCAGUUCAUUGGGGUUGACUUGAAAGAGGGGUCGAAGCAUUCUUUGAUCGUGUUUAUUGAUGUUGUUUGAACAAACGGAAAAUUGACAGAUGUUUGUUUCUAUGAGUACCUAGGUAGUUGUAUCUGGACAUCUGUCAGGUUAAGAG